Molecule: messenger RNA, 899 nt
Organism: Lampris incognitus (smalleye Pacific opah)
Lineage: Eukaryota; Metazoa; Chordata; Actinopteri; Lampriformes; Lampridae
Product: extracellular matrix protein 1-like
Exons: 4
Coding region: 80-613 (177 amino acids)
Biological process (GO): signal transduction; regulation of bone mineralization
Cellular component (GO): extracellular region
Source: RefSeq, a predicted model, not a curated record
AAUCGAUACGACUUUGAUAGACUGCGUGAAGAAAAGUCUGCUUCUUUUAAUUUCAACUCCACUCGCUUCAUAUAAAACCAUGAUUUGGACCGGAGGUAUCACAGGCCUUUGGAUGCUUGCACUGCUGGCUCUUGACGGUGCAAACUACGGGGAGACAAGACCGAACUCUCUCAACGAGCCUGAUGUUCCGUUCCCCCCUGCGCGACCCACAGCUGAGAAUCUUGCUGCCAUAUGCCAGCAUGGUCAGGGUCGCCCCAGAUACCCGCCGCGCUAUUUCCCCAGGACCGGGGUCAGCCACUUCGUGCGACGCGGAGACGCCGUCAACCGCCUGGAGUCGUGGUACGGUGCGUGCUGCGGCGAGCAAACUGCGCAAGAAAACAGCGCGGUGCUCUGCUGUGCCCAACAAGCGUGGAAACAGGCUCUUUCCCAGUUCUGUGUGGAGGAGCUUUCUACCAAGACUGUCGCGUACGAGUGCUGUGACGAGAGAGGAGAGGCACGGUGGACGUGCUUCAACAGUGAGCUGCCUAACCCGAUGUACAACCCAACACCAGGCUACACUGCCCCUGCAGUCCUCGAAGAACUCGGGUUCGCCUUCAAACCAAGUGCUUGCUAAAAAGGAGCAGCGCAGCUGCAGCACCCGGGCACCAACUCAGUUCUUCUUUCCAUUGCCUAAAUGAAUAAAUGCAAUAAAUCACACCUGCAGGUUUUAUUUUGGCUCUUCUGUUAUGUAUAUGAAACAGGUAGUCAAUUUUGCCUGACAACUCUACAUUUUGAUACUGCUUUGUUCCAUUUAAUAGUUUGUAUAACACUUUGAAAUGUGUAUUUUUUUCACUGAAAGUUAUCUGCCCACAGUUCACCUUUUUCAACGUUUCGCAUUACAUUUGCAAAUAAAGAUGCCU